CCAAAGGUACAGGUUAGUUUUUCUUUACAAUGUGAAUUUCAGUUUUGAAGAUACGGUACAACAGUACAAGCGCCUUUUCUUGUCGCGCCACGACUACUUAUCGUGACGUGCCAACACUCAAUUGGCUGUACAAGAAAAAUUAUAUGGAGCCUGCCGCAUUGAACCAUGGGAUGGUGUUUUUUCCCUGGGUUUUGGUUUCUCGGUAACCAAACAGAAAAUAAUUAGUCAUCAGUCAAAUUAUUUGAUAUUUUGAUUAAUGAAGUCGGUUCGGUAAAAAAAAUCACGUUUACAUGACGGACGGUUACUGGAAUCAUCGUCUUCAGCAGCAGCAACAUCCUCUUCAUCAGUCGGAUGCAAGUUUAAAACGACACCGCCCCGAUUAUGAUAUCCAGUCUUCAGGGCUGCCUUCAGGCAAUGAGGUUCCUAGCUAUUAUCCAAGAGAUGAUGAUCAGGAAAAGUAUCAAUCUGUAAAGGACACAAAGACAAUUGGAUCCGCAUAUGACCGGUAUCUGCAAAAUUCGCAAGUUGUUCCUUUUUCUUCCGAGGAAGCUAGUGGAUUGAGCAGCGGUGGGUUUGCAAGGGCCAAUGGUGGCAGCGGUGGUGGUGGUGGGAUGACUGGACUUCCAAUACUUGAUUCUGGUAUGCCACGCCGUACUCUAUCCAGUGGUCCAGACCCUGCACGAAAUGGUAGAAACAUCGGUUUUGUUAGUCAUCCCCCGGUGAACAAAAUAGCUAGGCCCAUUCGUGAAACUUUACCUCUGCCUCCAGAUGCUUCCAACACUCUUUACGUCGAGGGACUCCCUCCUGGCAGCAAAAGGAGAGAAGUAGCUCAUAUCUUUCGCCCUUUUGUGGGAUAUAAGGAAGUGAGAGUUGUGAGCAAAGAUUCCAAGCAUCGUGGCGGAGAUCCUAUCAUUCUCUGUUUUGUUGAUUUUGAAGAUGCUGCCUGUGCAGCAACCGCGAUGAGUGUCUUGCAAGGUUAUAGAUUGGAUGAACAUGAUCGUGAAUCUAGUUGCUUAAGGCUACAGUUUUCUCGAUAUCGCUCUGGAAGUCGUGGGAAAAGUAUAGUGAAGGCACAAGGUGAUGCAAAGAAAAUUUUCUGAAGAUUAAUUGUGUAACAGGAGACGUUCUAAUUGAUUUAUAACUCAACGCCAUCCUAUAGUUUCCAAAAUAAAUGCAUCAACAAGAAUUGUUGCAUUGUAUGAUUAUUACUAGAUGAUUAGCUCUUUCAUAUUUGUUUUUCUUACUUCUGAUUGUUAUGAAAGUUGAUUGUAUAAAUAUUCUGAACAUAUUUUCAUUCUUCUGAAAGGUUUUGUAUUAACAUAUAGUUAGAAUUGUUUCUCA
Messenger RNA from Mercurialis annua (annual mercury), 1341 nucleotides. RefSeq names its product RNA-binding protein 2. The coding region runs from base 291 to 1100 and encodes 269 amino acids. The transcript is spliced from 7 exons. The record is from RefSeq and is a predicted model, not a curated record. Lineage: Eukaryota; Viridiplantae; Streptophyta; Magnoliopsida; Malpighiales; Euphorbiaceae. Gene Ontology annotation, molecular function: mRNA binding.